GCCAUCAUGACGCUGACUCUCUUCCCCAUCCGGCUCCUGUUCGCCGCCUUCAUGAUGCUGCUCGCCUGGCCCUUUGCGUUUGUGGCUUCGUUGGGAUCUGCUGAGAAAGAACCGGAACAGCCACUGGCCUUGUGGCGGAAGGUCGUGGACUUACUGCUCAAGGCCAUCAUGCGGACCAUGUGGUUUGCCGGCGGCUUCCACCGGGUGACCGUGAAGGGGCGGCAGGCCCUACCAACUGAGGCGGCCAUCCUGACCCUGGCACCACACUCCUCAUACUUCGACGCCAUCCCCGUGACUAUGACCAUGUCAUCCAUCGUGAUGAAGGCGGAGAGCAGGGACAUCCCGAUAUGGGGAACUCUGAUCAAGUACAUCCGGCCAGUGUUUGUGUCGCGAUCAGACCAGGACUCACGCAGGAAAACAGUGGAAGAGAUAAAGAGACGGGCGCAGUCAAACGGGCAGUGGCCACAGAUAAUGAUUUUUCCAGAAGGCACUUGUACCAACAGGACUUGCCUAAUUACCUUCAAGCCUGGCGCGUUUAUCCCUGGAGUUCCUGUCCAGCCUGUGGUUUUACGGUACCCAAAUAAGCUGGACACGAUCACGUGGACAUGGCAAGGACCUGGAGCGUUGGAAAUCCUGUGGCUCACACUGUGUCAGUUCCACAAUCAGGUGGAAAUUGAGUUUCUCCCAGUGUACCACCCUUCAGAGGAGGAGAAGAGGAGCCCAGCACUGUAUGCCAGCAACGUGAGGCGCAUCAUGGCAGAGGCCCUGGGCGUCUCUGUCACAGAUUACACGUUUGAGGACUGCCAGCUGGCCCUGGCGGAAGGACAGCUCCGUCUCCCCUCAGACACUUGCCUUCUAGAAUUUGCCAGGCUUGUGAGAGGCCUCGGACUAAAGCCAGAAAAACUUGAAAAAGAUCUGGAUAAAUAUUCAGAAAGCGCUAAACUGAAGAAGGGCCAGAAGAUCGACCUGGCGGAGUUCGCCGCGUACCUGGAGGUCCCCAUUUCCGACACGCUGGAGGGCAUGUUCUCACUGUUUGACGAGAGCGGCAGUGGCAAGAUGGACCUACGGGAAUAUGUGAUCGCCUUGUCUGUUGUCUGCAGACCGUCCAAGACUCUGGACACCAUCCAGCUGGCAUUCAAGAUGUACGCGUCGCAGGAGGACGGCUGCAUAAACGAGCGAGACCUGUCCUGCAUCCUGAAGACGGCCGUGGGUGUGGCGGAGCUUCCUGUGGCGGACCUCUUCAGUGCCAUCGAUGAAGACGAGAAGGGAAGAAUCUCCUUUGCUGACUUCACUAGGUUUGCAGACAUGUACCCCGACUUCGCAGAAGAAUAUCUGUAUCCUGACCAGGCACGGUUUGAAAGCUGCACGCAGACUCCAUCAGCGCCAACCCUGAACGGCCUCUGUACUGACUUCAGUCCCGAAAGCACUGACCCCGGGGGGAAGCCUCUCCAUAGGAAACUGGACUAGGACAGAAGGUUCCGGAGAAACGAGUCCACUCCGGCUCUGUUGCCAUGCCCUCCACGGGGCUGUGGCUCCUCGUUUGCGCGUGAGGACAUCUGGUCUUCUCUCUCCCCACAAGCCCUGCAUUUAUUGUGUCCAGACCCGGGUUUUGGAAGACCUGGGGUGUGUAAGGAGCCCUGGUGGCACAGUGGUUAAGCACUCGGCUGCUAACCGAAAGGUCAGCAGUUCGACCCCACCAGCAGCUCCAUGGAAGAAAGAUGUGGCAAUCUGCUUCCGUAAA
Messenger RNA from Trichechus manatus latirostris (Florida manatee), 1741 nucleotides. It is a transcript of the gene LPCAT1, whose product is annotated as lysophosphatidylcholine acyltransferase 1. Gene Ontology annotation, molecular function: 1-acylglycerophosphocholine O-acyltransferase activity; lysophosphatidic acid acyltransferase activity; calcium ion binding. Gene Ontology annotation, cellular component: endoplasmic reticulum. NCBI's taxonomy places the organism in Eukaryota, Metazoa, Chordata, Mammalia, Sirenia, Trichechidae. Bases 7 to 1467 code for a protein of 486 amino acids. The record is from RefSeq and is a predicted model, not a curated record. The transcript has 13 exons.